Messenger RNA from Marmota flaviventris (yellow-bellied marmot), 550 nucleotides. The record is from RefSeq and is a predicted model, not a curated record. Lineage: Eukaryota; Metazoa; Chordata; Mammalia; Rodentia; Sciuridae.
CAGAAUAUUAUGGCAAAUCAUCUUGUAAAGCCUGAUUCUAGAAAUUGCAAGAGAACAAGAGAAUUGGAGUCUCAAAUGCCAGAUAGCCCACAGCUGUCCUCUCUUGGAAAAUCGGAUUCAUCUUUCUCUGAAUGUUCUGGACUGUUUUAUAAAGAUGAAACCUUAGAGAAAGAUUUAAAUGAUAUGAGCAAGGAAAUUAAUCUAAUGUUGUCUACGUAUGCAAAGAUCUUAAGUGAGAGAGCAGCAAUAGAUGCAUCUUACAUUGAUGAGAUAGACGGACUCUUUAAAGAAGCAGAUAUUAUUGAAAACUUUCUCAUACAAAAAAGAGAGCUCCUGAGACAGAGGUUUACAGUGAUUGCAAAUACACUGCACGGAUAAAAUGUUUAAACUUAAGAUAAGCUGGGGAUUGAAACAUAUUGUUAUAAUGAAAGAAUGACAUGUAUGUUCUGAAGGCUUUCUAGUUGUUAAAAAAAAUGUAGAUCUUAAAGAAGAGGAAACUCCUUGAAUGUUUUUCUAGAUUUAAAAGGGCCUUUAAACUUAACGUUAAUAU